Lathyrus oleraceus (garden pea) is the source of this 798-nucleotide messenger RNA. RefSeq lists its product as uncharacterized. The coding region runs from base 1 to 798 and encodes 265 amino acids. The record is from RefSeq and is a predicted model, not a curated record. The transcript has 2 exons. Lineage: Eukaryota; Viridiplantae; Streptophyta; Magnoliopsida; Fabales; Fabaceae.
AUGGAGGAUGUCACAAUUGACAUUGGAAGGCCUCUAAACGCUCACAAUCGGAAGAGCAUGGGGGUGAUUGAGAAAGUCAGGGAGAAACCCUCUUUAGAUACCUCCUGGGAAGCACUCAAGGAUCAUAGGAAGAUUCCAAAUGGCCUCUACCUCUUCUCCAAGAUUGAUCCUUCAGAGGUUGUGGCACAUUAUCUUAAGGAUCUCGCAAGCCAAGGAGUUGACAUCUCAGAGUUCUCUAUGGAUUGGCUGCCUAAGCAUCCACCAAACUUUAUGAAGAGAACGCGAGAGCCUUCUGAUAAGUCAAAGAAGGCCAAGAAAGAAAAGUUGGGGGAAACUUUUAUGUUAAGACCUCCGGUCCCUCUGAUUGAAUCACCAAAACCUUCUGACCCUCAAUCACCCACACUAGCACAGCUUCAGGCACGUGCUCUUGCCUCACAACAACAACCGGAAGCUAACACUCCACCACCUGAACGACAAAUUCCACCACCAUCUGAACAACCCCAAACACCACCAUCUGAACAACCACCAAACCCACCACCAGAACAACCCACAACACCACCCUCUAAUACUCCCAUCAUACCAUCCUCUGCAAACAUCAUCAUCCCUACCUCUCAGACUCCCACUGACACCAACCAAACACCACCAACAUCCCCAUCCCCUAACACUGAACCAGAAACGACCUUUCCCACCCUAGAAGAAGCAAUCUUUUUAUUUGUUGAGUCUUCAGUAAAGAAGAUCAAGUCUCUAACUAUAAACUCCAGUAUCAUUGAUGAUCCCUCUGCAGUGAGGAUUCACUAG